UUCCCCUAUUGUGUAUCCCUCCGCGGCUCGCUGUCACAGGAACUACGGCGCAUUCGGGACAGUCCACUCUAAUUCACAACAACGCAAUGCACGUAGUUGUGACCGCAAUUCUAUCGCUUGUGGCGGUAGUUGGGAUUGUAGAAUGUGAGCCUGGGAAUUCACGUAACAUUCCCCGAGUUCUGUACUGUCCGGCGAAGUGCGAGUGUUCCCGGGAGAAAAUUGCUGGAGAAUUAUCUACAGGCAUUCUCGUAAACUGCACUGGAAGACGACUGAGGAAUUUCCCUCUUCCCUUACCACCUAGGACUUCUACAUUGUUGCUAAAUGACAACAGAUUGUCGCUGCUACGAUAUGACUUCUUCUUGGGGCUUAAUAACAUCAGAACACUAGAUCUUUCAGGAAAUCGCUUCUCGAAAAUCCGGUUUAACACGUUUGGGUACCUGCCAGGCAUGAAGAAACUGAAUCUCAGGCGAAAUGGAAUCAAGGAAAUAGAGUUUGGUGCAUUCAGGAAUUUGACUGCACUUGAGUCUUUGAUUCUUUCUAAGAACAAGCUUAGACGUCUAACGUACGCCAUGUUUGAUACCUUGAGCUACUUGAGACUAUUAGAUUUGAGCCAAAACGGCAUCAAUGACGUUCAGCCCGGGGCCUUUGUUGGUCUGAAAAGCUUAUCGUCAUUACUCCUCAAUGAUAACUUGCUCACUUCAAUUCCAUCGCAUUUGCUGCCAGAUCUGUACAGCUUAAAAUCCCUAUAUUUAUAUCGGAACCGUAUUUCUGAGAUUGGACCCAACGCUUUCGAAAGAUUGACUGCUUUACAAGUUUUAUCUCUGGUCGAUAAUCGCCUGACAGGUUUGACUAGAUCGAUGUUCAGUGGACUAAAGUCACUGAGAGAGCUAUAUCUACAGCGAAACCAGAUACAGGAUAUCGAACCUUGGACUUUCACGUCACUGAAAUCUCUUGCCUCGUUAUAUAUGUAUUCAAACUCUCUGAAAAAAGUGGAGAAGAACAUGUUUGCUGACCUCAAGGCUCUGCGAGUGUUGCACCUGGGUAUAAAUACCAUUCAGUAUAUUAUAGACGGAUCUUUCAGAGACCUCGGAAACUUACUCACCUUAUAUCUUGACUCUAAUCAGCUGACCGUCAUAUCACGUGACACCCUCCUGGGAUUGACAAACGUCAAAGACAUUCAUGUAUACUUUAACAAGCUCCGUUAUGUGGCAAGGGACGCCUUUAAGCCGAAUCCACAGCUUACUCGAAUUGUUUGGGACGUCCCCGCUCUCUUUCGUCGAACAAGGCCGGAGUUCGCCAACAUGGUUGGCAACAUGCUUCACUGUGACUGCAAUGCAUUGUGGUUUCGCGAUUGGUUGAUUUCACAUGCGUACACGAGAGAUGUCACGUGUCAGACGCCUCCCCGCCUCAAGGGCGUCUUGCUUGGCAACCUCAAUGAUUCGGACAUCAAAUGCGACCCCGUGGUGGUGACCGUUAGUCCCAAGAAGAAAUUGGUGCGAGAAUGGGAGAGUGUCGAGCUUUACUGUAACGUCAAUACAGGCGCCGUGUACACGUGGACGGUAAACGGCAGUGCCGUUGUCCUUGAUGAUCUCCACACCAUCAAUCCUCUUGGCACACUGCAAAUCGCUUCUGUUAGUAAACUGCGUGAUGUAGGGGAGUAUGUGUGCAUCGCAAGGAACGCAGCGGGCUUCGGCGCGGCUUCACUUGAACUCUACAUCGGUGUUCGUCCAAAGUUCAAGACGUUACCGGUCCCAGUUGAGGCAGACGAGCCGGGUAAACCUGUUUUAUUUAAGUGCAGCGCCGAUGGUUACCCGAAUCCGACCAUAAGCUGGAAGCGAGACGGGCUCCUCAUCACAAGCUCGUCCACCAGUAACUCGCAGUACCAGGUCACCAAUGAAGGGGCUCUGCUGUACCACGGGAAAAAGCACUUUAUUACAAAGGAGGGGUCCUUGAUCAUAUUUGACCCCAGUGAAGAUGACGAGGGCUCUUAUACGUGCGAGGCUGCGAACGAAGUCGGAAAAGCGAUCCAUAGGAUAACACUCUAUGUCGACAUCAGUGACAAAUGUCGAUGCAACAGAGGAGGGGUGUGUCGUGCGAAGACGUACCGAUGCGAGUGUACCACAGGGUUCCAUAGGAUCGGCGAUCAAUGCGAGGAAGAUUAUAAGCCAACUGCUAAACCAAUACAAAAGCGCAAACUGCCGACAGGACAAGGCUCGGGAGAUGUCUCCGGCGGGAAUUCGGGCUCUGCCGAGUCGGGAUCGGGCUCCGUCGUAAUUGACAAACAAAAGCCUGAAGUCUCCGGAGAAGCUUCGGGUGAUGGAUUGGGAGGAACCGAGAAUUCAGGAUCUGGCACGUCUAAAUUCGGAGAGAGUUCCGGAGAGGGUUCGGGCAGAAAAAGCUCUUCGGGAGAUGGCGAGAAGAAGACGGAAAUUAACAAGUUAAAACCACCUAUUGAUCAAGAGGAAUCUGGGGAUGAGAUUCCCACGCGGCCAAGUGUGCACAGGAAGACGACUCAUAGACACACACCAACUCGAUCUGCUACUGUAGAACGUAUAGAUCAAGAGUCAGGGGAGGGGUCUGGAGAUGAGUCUGGUUUCCAGCCCACAACACGGCCAAAAAUAGCCCACAGGAAGUCCACGCGGCAUUAUUGGAAAAAUAGACCGACACAACCUGUAACUAGCGAUGAGUCUGGAGAAGAGUCUGGUUACCAGCCUACAACAAGGCCUUAUAUUUACCACAGGACUCCCACAUUACAUUCUAGUAAACUCCGGCCUACUACCCUGGCUGUGGUGGCAAUAACUGAGAAAAAACACGAAGCGUCCGGGGAUGGCCAGUCGGACGGAAGUGCGAGUGGUCAAUCGGACGAAAGCGGGAGUGGGCAUCCUCAUAAAAGAGAAAGGACACGGAGAGAUGAGCAAAUGGACUGGGUACCAGUUGAGCCCGAGAUCUAUUUCGAAAGGAACGAAAGCUAAAGAUUCUCAUAAACAGACGAACAACAAUCUCAAAUAUUUCAAGACUCGAAGCAACGGAACUAACCAGAGUUCGGAUUAAUUAAACGAGUUUAUUAAAGUUAGGAACAUCUCGAUGCCACUUUUACGUUCUGGUUUAGCCACAUCUAUAAUGUGUAAUCUCGACUAGUUUAUCUAGUGUUAAAUGAUUGGAUCUCAUUUGUGGAACGUGCAUUAGCCAAAAGGAUAUCAUUCUAUGCCUUCACAAUUCGUCCAUUUAAAACAGUUUUGAGCUUCAAAAACGGAAACAUUUUGUAAGCCGUAACUUUCACAGCCAAACCAAACAUAAAAAAGCUAUGUUAAGAAGUAUAGUCUUUGAAGAAUUCUUAAUCAAUUCAUACUAAUAUAUAAGUUAUAUUUUCAAAAAAAAAAAGAAACAAAUUUUGCAGUUAUUGCUUAUCAUUAUAACAUUUUUCUAUCAGCCAUGACAUUAGUGAAUCGUGUGCUCUUAUUUGUAAGCACAUGGGCACGCACCAUAUUUUAGCAUUUUCAUCUGAAUAUUGUAAACCUUUAAGCCAUAAGAAUCCAGGGAUUCCGUUCAUGAUAAAAUCAGUUUCAUAUCCAG
This is a messenger RNA of Nematostella vectensis (starlet sea anemone), 3573 nucleotides long. Its product is annotated as leucine-rich repeats and immunoglobulin-like domains protein 3. The transcript is spliced from 20 exons. NCBI's taxonomy places the organism in Eukaryota, Metazoa, Cnidaria, Anthozoa, Actiniaria, Edwardsiidae. Gene Ontology annotation, molecular function: protein binding. The coding region runs from base 87 to 2972 and encodes 961 amino acids. The record is from RefSeq and is a predicted model, not a curated record.